Messenger RNA from Nothoprocta perdicaria, 1712 nucleotides. It is a transcript of the gene ZNF414, whose product is annotated as zinc finger protein 414. Bases 107 to 1291 code for a protein of 394 amino acids. The transcript is spliced from 8 exons. Lineage: Eukaryota; Metazoa; Chordata; Aves; Tinamiformes; Tinamidae. The record is from RefSeq and is a predicted model, not a curated record.
CAAGGAGAAGACCCAGUCAUCGGUGUCUGGCGUGCCAGCCUGCUCCACCACCACCCUGGCUUUCCCUGAGCUCUACUCCUUGCCCGGGCCCAUCAAAAGCGAGGCCAUGAAGACUGAGAAGGAUGAGGCUCUGCCCACCUUCUCUGUGGGCAGCCCCACUGGAGAUGGGGGAGGUGGCAGUGACCCGACCCUGUCCUGCGGCCAGAUGCCGGCGGCGGGGAGCGCAGGAGCACAAGUGCAGGAUCUGCGGCUGCUGAAGCGCCGGCCUGUCCCUGGAAAGCACUACCAGUGCUCAAGCUAUGGCUGCAAACUGGCCUUCCACAGCAUGCAGGAACUGAUGGAUCACUUGAAAGUCCACUACAGACCCACACAGUCCCUCGAGGGCAAAACCUUCCACUGCCCCACUCUGGGCUGCAGCGAGACCUUCCCCAGCAUGCAGGACCUCAUGAGCCACAUGAAGGUGCACUACAAGCCAAACCGCUACUUCAAGUGCGAGAACUGCCUGCUGCGCUUCCGGACGCACCGGUCGCUCUUCAAGCACCUGCACGUCUGCUCCGACAGCGCCAGCAGCUCCGUGGCAGCCCCCAGAGCCGAGAAGCCCAUCCUAGCCGCUACCUCUGCCCUGGAGAAGGAGGCCUUGGCCAAGCCACUCGAAGGGCUGCCCAAGCUCCAGGGGGUCAUCCGGCACAUGGAGAAAGAAGCCAUGCUCCCCGGCACGGACACAGCGGCCGCCGCGGCUGCCGGCCUCCACGGCUCGCUGGAGGCCGCGCCGCUGGUCUCGCCGGCCACCCACCCCUUCCCGCUGCUGGAGCCCAACCCUUUCGGGCCGUCGUCCUUGACUCGGUUCUCGGGGCCUCCCCAUUCCUCGGGGCCAGGGCCCUUUGUGUCCUAUGUGCACCCCUCAUCCUACAGCUUACCUCAGGCGUCGCUGCAGCACCGCCUCCGGCCCUACGUGCCCGGCCAGGGCCUGCCCGUCUCCAACGCUGUGUGGAAGAAGAGCCAAGGUGCGAGCGCCAGCCCGCUGCUCCCAUCCUUUGGCUCAGCAGGGACCACAGGGCACGCGUCCAACAGCCGCAUYGUGUGGGAGCACACGCGGGGCCGCUACACGUGCACGCAGUGCCCCUACUCCACCGCCUCGCGGGACGAGAUGACGCUGCACAUCGAGGAGCACCGCAAGAACCCGCCGCCGCCCGCCCGCCUCGACGGCGACGUGGAUUUUGCCGUGGGCAUCCCCUCCUUCCACACAAAGCUGCCGCCGGAGAUGGAGAACUCCCUGUACUCGCAGCUCUGAUGCCGCCCGGCUCCUGCUGGGCCAACUCUUUGCUUCGUUGUUCCCCACCCCUCUUUCUUUCCGCUCUCCUUUUCGCCUCCCGGCCUGGGCAGGGAGCUAGGGCAUGAACCCCGUGCCAGGGGCGCCCAUGAACAGCCCCCCUCGCACCCCCAGCAUGGGGGUGACACCAGGCCAACCGCUGCAGCGCAGCGGCUGCGGAGGGGGGGAACUUYCUUGUUUUCUGGACUUUUCCCUUCCCUCUCCUUUUAAUUUUUGGAAACGGCAAGCCCUGGAGCAUCCUGCAUCGCUCUUUUACCCUCCGCCCUGCAAGGUUCUCUUGCUUCAGAUCCAGGGGUUCUUGCUCGAGCCUGGUAGGUUGCUCAGGAGUUAGCGGACUUCUCGGGAACGAGGUCUCUACAUAAUAAAUGGGAAUUGUACAGGA